GACGACGUCAAACACGCCCAGAACGGGUAUACGCCUUCCCCAGUGUUAACCAUCGAUGGCGUCCCAGCACUGGAGUUUCUACAAAAAGCAUCCGUCAAUAUCGUCUUGUCUCACGAUCCCGACGCUCGGUUUAACGGCAUGUUUCGAAGCCUCGCCACUGACACAAAUCUAGCUUAUGCCUCACCCGAACCGUUCGCACUGAUCCUCGGCGAUACAACCAAGGUCACGUGCCAAAAUGGUACCAGAUUUGAAUUCAGCAAUGCCGCCCGACUCCGCGCAAACUUCACCAAGAUCGCCUCGGGCGCCGAUCUGUACGAUGUUUAUGGCCGUGGCGACUCGACCGACGAGCGGCCUCUCAACGCCAGGUUCUACCAACUGGCAGAGCGAAACUACAUAGCCGCCUUCGUAGGUUAUCCCAAACCCUUCAAGUCUACCAGGCACGUAGCAGGCUUUCUGCCAGAGAGCUCCGAGUUCUCGGACAUAGCCGUGCUCGCUUUGAAUAGCUUCAAUGAAGCGCCUAACCUGGACCACGUCGAUCGGUCCAUGAGCGUUCAACAGAGAGACUUCUACCAAGUCGUAGUUGACUCCAUCAGCGCUGCUAAAGCGGCCAACCGGACCAAGCUCGUCCUUGACUUCCAGGGCAACGGCGGCGGCCUCACCUCCAACAUCAUGGCCCUCUACUUUGCCCUCUUCCCCGGCGAUACCCUGCCCGUCCUCUGGCAGGCCCGCGCCCACCCCCAGUUUGCCUGGCUCGGCAAGCAGGCCUGGGAUCCCACGUCAUCUAUAGGCCAAUGGCCGGUGUACAACAUGAUGAGGCCCGACGGCAAGCCCUGGUCCUCAUUUGAAGAGCUGUACGGGCCCUUCCCGGAUGCCCCGGCCGGCCAAAAACGAUGGGGCCAGCACACCCACCCGGCAAUUGAAAACACAACGUCCGUCCUCCGAUCCUUGACUGAUCAAUGGCCCCUCCCAGACGGGUGGCAGUACCAGCAGCCAUGGACUACGGCACCGUUCCGCCCCGAGGACAUCAUCAUCGUCACGGACGGGCAGUGCGGCUCGGCCUGCGCUAUCGUAGUUUCGAUCCUGGCCUAUGCCCACGGCGUGCGCACCGUCGCCCUCGGUGGCCGUCCGCUGCGCGCGCCAAUGCAGGCCGUCGGUCAAACCAAGGGAGGGCCCUCCAUGUACUUUAUGUCGAUGCCCGACUUUGACCGUUCGCAGGUGCCCGAGGGUUUGAGACUGCCGCCCGACAGGUUCACGUAUAGGCCGCCGCUCAGACUCGGAGGGUCUCAGGCCACCGAGCUCGACGAUUUAUGGGCUAUGACUGUGACGUUCAAUGUGAAUGAUUUGCUGCCGUACAAGGGGAACGCGUCGGAAUUGGGACAGGGCGAGGUGCCGUUGCAGUUUCGGUAUGAGGCGGCCAACUGCAGGCUGUUUUAUACCUGGGAUAUGGCGAGGAAUAUGACCGAUGUCUGGAAGGCUGUGGCGGGGGUUACUUGGGGCGGGAAGAAGUGCGCGCCUGGGUCAACGACGAAUGCUGAUGGGACGAUUGGGGGUGUGCCGGGGUAUACCAAGAUGGUUGAGGAUCAGUAUCGUCUGGGAAAAGGGGCUGGGGCGCUUGGUGGGAAGUGAGACCGUUAUACCGGAAUCCUCAAUUUCAGUACGAAUACGGCCGAGGGAAAUAUUCGAUAAGAAGCGGCACAGGCAUUCCAUUUCUUUCAGACAGCUUGGGUGACUUGUCUUACCCUGGCGGACCAACUUCUCCCUGGUUGCAAUUCUCAUCCGUUUGCCAAACAGCCAUAGAGGCAUAGUGACCAAGCCAAAAAGCCAUAUCAAUAUACCAAAGAUGCUGAACGCCUCGGCCGCCCCUCUGUCAUGGACCCAAGUCGCGGCGGUCCGGCAGCUCGGCCAGCGCGAACAAGAUGUCACGCCGCAAGCCCUUGUACGUCGCCGGCCACUGCAUCCGGUCCAUCCACGGAGUUGACGCAGCGAAUAUGUCGCCACCUCCCGUGUCUCGG
Molecule: messenger RNA, 2012 nt
Organism: Parathielavia appendiculata
Lineage: Eukaryota; Fungi; Ascomycota; Sordariomycetes; Sordariales; Chaetomiaceae
Exons: 2
Source: RefSeq, a predicted model, not a curated record